UGAAGGCAUAUUUAGUCUUCUGUGUAUCUGUAGUCACUGCUGCUACGAUGUCAAAUUCCAGUGUUUUGAAGUGGGUUUUUGAUUUAUGUUAUAAAACGGAAUUAUGUCCUACUUAAAAGACAUUCCAAACAACUUAACCAAAUGGGAUCUGUCAGAAGAUUCGUUGGCACCGUUAACCGAUCUUCAAAGGGAAUGUUUAUUAAAUUUAGAAGACGAAUUAUCUUCUAUUAAUGAGGCGAAAAUAGAGUUACAUGAAAAAGAGAAACCGGCACAAAUAGAACAGUAUCAAGAUCUGUUAGAAUAUUAUGCCAGCUUAGAAAAAAAAUGUAUGGGUAGAAAAGAUAUGAAAUAUAUAUUAUAUCUUAAGGAACUUGAAGCUCGGAGAUUAGAGUGUCAUGAACUCUGCCUCCAAAUAGAAGAAGCAUUAGAAGAUUUUACAAUGUUGUAUAAACAAUAUUCUGAGGUUUCAGAAAAAACUACAUCUUUGUAUGAUGCUAGUGAACAACUUGAUUCUGAUCAAAGAAGAUUAAAUUCCAUUAUAGAGAACAUCACAGAAUAUGUAAAAUAUUUCAAAGAUGUUGAUAUGAUGAUGGAAAAAUUGGAGGCACCCACGUUAUGUGUAAAUAGUGAAAUGUUUUUUAAUAUAUUAGAUAAAAUUGAUAAAAAUAUUGAUUUUUUGCAGAAUAAUCCUUCGUUUAAAGAAAGUAAUACUUAUUUAAUGAAAUAUAAACAUUGUCAGUCAAAGGCAAUAUCUAUGAUGCAAAAUUAUAUUUUUAAUUUAUUUAGUAAAACUACAGAAAGUAUUUUGAAUUUAAAAGAUAACGAUGGUUCCCAAGAUAAUGCAGAUGCAGCCUUGGCACUUUUUUAUGGAAGAUUUCAAACUAUUUUAUCAAAAGUUAAAUCUGUUAUAGAACAGAUUGAAAUGAAAUCAUACAAACGACAAGAAUAUGAUAGUCUAUUAUCAGAGUGCCAUCAAUAUUAUUGGAGUCAGAGAGGAUUAGUAUUGGGCAGUAGUGUGCAAAAAUCUCUGAUGUCUGUAAAGGAAAAGUACAACGGUGAUCACUGUAGUUUAGUAAGAAAUUCGUGUGCAUUAUUACUACAUGCAUCAAUGGAUGAAUAUAAAUUAUUUUAUGAAUUCUUUUCAAAGCCAUCCAAUGGUUUAACUACAUAUCUUGAGAGUUUAUGUACUUCCUUAUAUGAUACAUUAAGGCCAUUUAUUAUUCAUAUUAAUCAUUUGGAAACUUUAGCAGAAAUUUGUUGCAUCUUGAGAAUUGAAAUGUUGGAUGAACAUGUACAAAAUAAUCUUGAACCUUUAGAAGGGUUUGGAAAUAUUUGUUUACAAUUACUUCAUGAUGUACAAGAAAGACUUGUGUUUCGUGCACAUCUCUAUUUACAAUCUGAUGUUUUAAACUAUAGUCCAUCACCAGGUGAUUUAGCAUAUCCAGAAAAAUUAAAAAUGAUGGAAGAUAUUGCAGAAUCCCUAAGGGAAGAAUCUAGACAAACAAGAAUGAAAAAGAUAUCUAUAUCAUCUAAUAGUGAUAAUAUUGCAGAGUCUGUUUCUAGAAAUCAUAUUGAAAUAGAUUCUAUCUAUCAGAAAACACAUAUGGGUAAUUCACCAGCAGAUCUUCAUGGAAUGUGGUAUCCUACUGUACGUAGAACAUUAGUUUGUUUAUCAAGAUUGUAUCGCUGCGUAGACAGGUCUGUUUUUCAAUCUUUAAGUCAAGAAGCAAUAUCUCUUUGUGUUCAAAGCAUAGAGAAUGCAAGACAAGAAAUUGAAAAAAGAGCAUCACUUUUAGAUGCAGAACUUUUUCAAAUAAAGCAUUUGUUAAUAUUACGUGAACAAAUUGCGCCAUUUCAAGUUGAUUUUACCAUCAAGGAAUAUAGUUUGGACUUUUCUAAAGUUAAGACAGCAGCAUUUGGUUUAUUAGAAAAAAGUUCAAGAUUUUUCACUUUAUCAAACAAUUCAUUGUUAGAAUUUUUAUUGGAAGGUACACCACAAAUGAAGGAACAACUGAUAGAUUCAAGGAAGCAUGUUGAUAAUAAAUUAAAGUAUGCUUGCCAGCGUCUAAUACAACAUGCAACGUUUUCAUUGAUACAUCCAAUUUUAAAGUUGCUAGAAAAGGAGAAAUCGUAUGUUAAUGCCAGUAAUCAAAAUAUAUCUCAAGAGCAUGCUCUUGGAAGUGCGCAGGAUGUUGCCGCAGCAAUUAGCGAAGUAUUACGGAUAAUUAAGUUCAAAUGUCCGGAAAUCCAACAACUGAUGCAGUUAUAUCUAUCUAAUAAGGAAACUGAGUUUAUUCUGUUUAGACCAGUAAAAAAUAACGUGUGCGCUGCAUUUACACAGUUAUAUCAGUUAUUGAGUAAGUAUUAUAAUUCAGAGGAGCUUCAAUUAAUUGCAUGUCCUUUACCAGAACAAAUUUCUGUUAUGUUGAGUUCAUCUAGCCUUGUACAUGGAAAAAGUACACAAACUACUGUAAAGAAAACAUAGCCAAAAGAAAGUUUUUAUAAUUAGGUACUGUAUGUUAAUAUUAUUUUUAAACUGUUAUCAAAUUAUUAAUUGUUUUUAGACGCUUGUUCUUAAAAUAAAUAUUAAUAUAUAACAAAUGUUUUAUACGUUAAAAUAAAUUAUGUAAAAUGUACAUAAAGGCCUUGAAACUUCAUGUCGAGUAGUUCGAGCGAGAAUUUAUGUUAUCCUUUGUUUGAAAAAUAUUACACAACUAGUACUCAACGAAUUACCGACUUAUCGACUCAACUUCCGACAGUCGGUAAUCGACCCUUCGGCGGUCGGUAAGUUAACGAAUAGUUUGCGCCGCUUUUAUAUAGAUGGCGUAAUGGCCGAUUGCUUGGGGUAUUAGGGACCCCGAAGUACGGGUGAUGAUUAUAUAUCGACAGUAUGGCAUCGGGGUGUCAGGGACCCCGGCGCAUCGGUGGCGCUCUCUGCAUACCGACGUGAUUUCAUCUUGGGAUGUCAGGGACCCCGGCGAUUCUAGGCGCCGACAAAAUAUGAUCUUGGGGUGUUAGGGACCCCGGUGACUCUCUGUGCACCGACCUAUUUCUGACGACGUAUAAAGCGUAUCUCUAACCAUACUAGUUCUCAAGUUGAAAAGGGACACGUAUGGACGACUUUGCGCUUUAUCUGUAUAUAU
Messenger RNA from Osmia bicornis bicornis, 3143 nucleotides. RefSeq names its product conserved oligomeric Golgi complex subunit 3 (gene Cog3). Gene Ontology annotation, cellular component: COG complex; membrane; cis-Golgi network. NCBI's taxonomy places the organism in Eukaryota, Metazoa, Arthropoda, Insecta, Hymenoptera, Megachilidae. The coding region runs from base 104 to 2485 and encodes 793 amino acids. The transcript is spliced from 2 exons. The record is from RefSeq and is a predicted model, not a curated record. Gene Ontology annotation, biological process: intra-Golgi vesicle-mediated transport; Golgi organization; intracellular protein transport.